CGCACACCCCACAGCCUGGCUGCCGCGGCCGCCGCGCCGCCAAACUUUCCCCGGAGCCGGCGCCGGAAGUGAGCCAUAACUGGAGGCUGCUCUUGCGCCAAUGACCCUUCCCAAUUCCUCCUGCAUCUUAGAAGACACCAUGUGUGAGGGGAACAAGACCGCCGUGGCCAGGCCCCAACUGAUGCCCCUGGUGGUGGUCCUGAGCACCGUCUCCUUGGUCACAGUGGGCCUCAACCUGCUGGUGCUGUACGCUGUACGGAUCGAGCGGAAGCUACACACUGUGGGGAACCUGUACAUCGUCAGCCUCUCAGUGGCAGACCUCAUCGUGGGGGCUGUUGUCAUGCCCAUGAACAUCCUCUACCUACUCAGGUCUAGGUGGUCCCUGGGCCGGCCGCUCUGCCUCUUUUGGCUUUCCAUGGACUAUGUGGCCAGCACAGCAUCCAUUUUCAGCGUCUUCAUCUUAUGCAUUGAUCGCUACCGCUCUGUCCAGCAGCCCCUCAGAUACCUGAAGUAUCGUACCAAGACCCGAGCAUCAGCCACCAUCUUGGGUGCCUGGUUUCUCUCCUUUCUGUGGGUUAUUCCCAUUCUAGGCUGGCAUCGCUUCAUGUCGAAGAUCGCGGAGCGCCGGGAGGACAAGUGCGAGACAGACUUCUACGAUGUCACCUGGUUCAAAGUCAUGACUGCCAUCAUCAACUUCUACCUUCCCACUGUGCUCAUGCUCUGGUUCUAUGUCAAGAUCUACAAGGCCGUCCGGCGGCAUUGUCAGCACCGGGAGCUCAUCAAUGGAUCGCUCCCUUCCUUCUCAGAAAUUAAGCUGAGGCCAGAGAAUCCCAAGGUGGGUGCCAAGAAACCAGGGAAGGAAUCUCCCUGGGAAGUCCUGAAAAGGAAGCCGAAAGAUGCUGGUGGUGGACCUGUCUUGAAGCCACCAUCCCAAGACCCCAAAGAGAUGAACUCUCCAGUUGCCUUCGGCCAGGAGGAGGAUGGAGAAGUGGCCAAACUUCACUGCUUCCCACUUGACAUCACACAGAUGCAGACUGUGGCAGAGGGGAAUGUCAAGGACUAUGUGGCUGUCAACCAGAGCCAGAGCCAGAGCCAGCUCAAGAUGGAUGAGCAGGGCCUGAACAUGCAUAGGUCCAGCGAGAUAUCAGAGGAUCAGGUGUUAGCUGAUAGCCAAUCCUUCUCCCGGACAGACUCAGACACCCCCCCAGAGCCAGCACCCAGCAAAGGCAAAUUGAAAAGUGGUUCUAACGCAGGCCUGGAUUACAUCAAGUUCACUUGGAAGAGGCUGCGCUCACAUUCGAGACAGUGUGUGUCUGGGCUGCACAUAAACCGAGAACGGAAGGCUGCCAAGCAACUGGGUUUUAUCAUGGCAGCCUUCAUCCUUUGCUGGAUUCCUUACUUCAUCUUCUUCAUGGUCAUUGCCUUCUGUGAGAACUGCUGCAAUGAGCAUGUGCACAUGUUCACCAUCUGGCUGGGCUAUAUCAACUCCACACUGAACCCCCUCAUCUACCCCUUGUGCAAUGAGAACUUCAAGAAGACAUUCAAGAAAAUUCUGCACAUUCGCUCCUAAGGGAGGCUCUAAGGGGGUGCAACAAAGUGAUGUGAUGAUGUCCAACAAGCAAACGGAGGAUGAGGCCUGUGUGUUGGCAGCACCUGGGCUUUCUGGAGUCAAAGCCACAGUCUUAGGGACUGGGUAGUUUGCAAAGUUCUUUGGCACCACUGGAAGAACAGUAGAUGCUGGUGGUCAGCAGAGAGAUUGAACUUUGAAUAAAAAGCAGAAUCUUUGCAAGAGAAUCAGACUUGAGUGGAGCUCUCCUUCCCUUCAGGAGCUGUGAGAGCCUAAGACUCGUAAUUCAAGCUUUCAGACUUGAAUGAAUUGGCAACAGAAGGGACAUGUGGGUAGACUUCCACUGGAGAAUUAAACAGAACUCUCCAGCCUUCCUGGAAUGGAGCUAUGUGACUGUAUGGAGACCUUACACAUGCAAACAGUUUCUGUCCCCUUCCAGGGGUCACCUUGAGAGGCAUGACUGCUAUUCCACUGUGGCUGCCCCUUCUCAGAAUAUCUCUCUUCUAAGCCUCUUUUGCAGCUUUCUCCAGAACCAGUGUCUGACCCACUUUGGAGAUGCUGCCUUAUAAUUUACCACUCACGCAUGUCUUAGAGCUGAUAGAAAGUCACGCAGCUUGCACAUUUUUAACCUCACAUUUCCUUUGGCUAUUUAAAAUACGGUAGCAAGAGGUGUUCUCAAAAGAAAGAGAAAAGAAAUAUUUUUUAAAGCUUGCAUGUUAAAAACUAAA
Lemur catta (Ring-tailed lemur) is the source of this 2295-nucleotide messenger RNA. RefSeq names its product histamine receptor H1 (gene HRH1). Gene Ontology annotation, biological process: chemical synaptic transmission; positive regulation of vasoconstriction; G protein-coupled receptor signaling pathway, coupled to cyclic nucleotide second messenger. The record is from RefSeq and is a predicted model, not a curated record. Gene Ontology annotation, molecular function: neurotransmitter receptor activity; G protein-coupled serotonin receptor activity; histamine receptor activity. The coding region runs from base 101 to 1570 and encodes 489 amino acids. The transcript has 2 exons. Lineage: Eukaryota; Metazoa; Chordata; Mammalia; Primates; Lemuridae. Gene Ontology annotation, cellular component: dendrite; membrane.